CAGCCCAUGUAAAGGAUGAGAGGAGAGAAGCUGUUGUUGCCCAUGAUAUUAAUGUCUUUACAGACGUUAUAUGGACAGCACUUGGCAGAGGAGUCCUGCACUGUUCAGAUCCUGGUUCCUGGACUCAAAGGAGAACCAGGAGAGAAAGGACAAAAAGGAGCACCAGGGAGACCAGGAAGAGUUGGCCCACCUGGAGAGAUUGGUCAACCUGGGCUGAAAGGUCAGAAAGGCAUAAUGGGACGUUAUGGAAAAGUGGGCCCAAGUGGGAUGAAAGGGGUAAAAGGAGACAUGGGGGAUCCAGGUCCGAGGGGCCCUAAUGGAGAUCCAGGUGUUCCAUGUGAAUGCAUGCCAAUGAGAAAGAUGAUUGGAGAAAUGGACAUUCUUGUGGCCCAGCUCUCCUCUGAGCUGAAAUUCAUUAAAAAUGCUGUUGCUGGCAUAAAAGAGACAGACAGUAAGGUCUAUCUGUUGGUGAAGGAGGAGAAGCGCUACUCCGACGCAGAGGUCUACUGUCAGACGAGGGGAGGGCACCUGGCCAUGCCCAAGGAUGAGGGAGCCAACGCGGCCAUCGCAGGGUACAUAACCGAAGCAGGCCUGAACAGAGUCUACAUUGGCAUUCAUGACCUGCACCGUGAGGGCGUUUUCACCUACGUGGAUCUCUCUCCCAUGACCACUUUCAGCAAGUGGAGAAAAGGAGAGCCCAACAAUGCCUACGAUGAUGAGGACUGUGCUGAGAUGAUGGCCUCUGGGGAGUGGACAGAUGUGGCGUGUCACCCUACCAUGUAUUUUGUUUGUGAAUUUGACAAGGACAGUGUCUAGGUUCAGCCUAUGUUAGUCCUCCUCCACUCAAAAAUAUGUUUUUCUUCUUGUUCCUACAGUUGGAUGUUUUAGAUCCACUGUGCAGAAUGAUGUAGGUGCAGAGUUUGAUACAACAAUGAUUCACAUUCAUCUGCUGAAAGUGGAAAGUUUCUCUGUGCUCAUCAAAAAUCAGAUUUUUUAAGGGGCGGGACCUAAAAGCAUGAUUUGUUACAUCACAAAUCACCUGGAAGUUAGUCCUGGUCCAAUUUGAGUGUAAGAAACUUGAAGCACAAACACUGUAAAUUGACUUUACAGUGAAGUAGGAGACAUCUUGCAGGAAAUCUUUAGAA
Molecule: messenger RNA, 1145 nt
Organism: Morone saxatilis (striped sea-bass)
Lineage: Eukaryota; Metazoa; Chordata; Actinopteri; Moronidae
Gene: colec11
Product: collectin sub-family member 11
Exons: 6
Coding region: 16-816 (266 amino acids)
Source: RefSeq, a predicted model, not a curated record